Salvia miltiorrhiza (redroot sage) is the source of this 1796-nucleotide messenger RNA. RefSeq lists its product as uncharacterized. NCBI's taxonomy places the organism in Eukaryota, Viridiplantae, Streptophyta, Magnoliopsida, Lamiales, Lamiaceae. The record is from RefSeq and is a predicted model, not a curated record. The transcript has a single exon. Bases 383 to 1600 code for a protein of 405 amino acids.
GUUCAUGUACAACGGAAAAUCUCUUCUUUUAUUUUUUUUCUUUCUGAUACGAAAAAACAAGCUCAUUUUUAAAUAAUCAAUAAUCUUCUUCUUCUUCUUCUGUAUUUUAUUUUUUGGAAAUUGCAGUAAUACAUAUUGGUAAAAUGCAAUUUUAGAGCGUAACACAGAAAUAGUAUUCGAUAAUGGAUACAAGAGUAAACCGAAGCCUAAUAAUUGUAUAGUUGCACUGUUGGAGCAUGUGAGAUGAUUUCAACUGCUGUGUUGUUGGCAUUAAAGUUUGUUUGUUUUUCACACACUAUAGCACUUCCCAUAUAGCAUCUCCCUCUCUUUCUCUCUCCUCUUCACUUAGACUUAGAUCUGAGUGAGAGAGAGCAUUCCCAGAAUGGCUCCACUCCAAGAGAAUUCCAGCCAAAGGAAGCAACUUGUGUGUCUGCUCCUACUUUUCAUCACUCCCACAUUCAUUUCUGCAGCUCAGUCUCAAAAUCAUCACCUUUUUAGCAAAACAAGAUUGCUGCUUGAGUUACAAGAUGACAGCAGUGAGCCAAUCAUCACCACCAAAAACCAACCAAAACUCGUCAAACCACCUUCAUCCAAGAACCAAACCAAAACCUCAAAUCUUUCACUCAAGAAUCAAACCAAACUCAUCAAAACCUCAAAUAUCAAGAACCAAACCAAACUCAUCAUCAAAACCUCAAAUAUCAAGAACCAAACCAAACUCAGCAUCAAAACCUCAAAUAUCAAGAACCAAACCUCAAAUCUUGCACUCAAAAACCAAACCAAAGGCUCGAGCUUUGAACUCAUCAAAACCUCACCCAAAAACCAAACCAAUUCAUCAGCAGAUCAAUCCAAGAUCAAGAAGCAGCACAAGGUUGUCGUAGAAGAAGAAGAAGAAGAAGAAGAUGACUUGGUGUCAGAGUUGACAGACCUCCCAUCAAGAUUCCAAGAAACAUUCCUCCCAGACAUGGAGCGGAUAUCGAAAACAUCAAAAAUCUACCUCAACAAAUACAACACCCAAUUCACAAAGGGGUUCAAACCCUACGUGGGCAACAAAUACGCAUCAACGCUGGCCUCCGUGAUCUCAUUCGCAUUCAUCAUCAUCCCCUUAAUUCUAGUCUCGCUCCUCUUCAGCAAGAUCACCGCCUACUUCUCCAUCCAAAAAUUCUUGAUCUUCAUCCAAAUCUACCUCUCCAUAUACUUCACAAUCCUGGCACUCUCAUCAUUGAUGACGGGCCUGGAGCCGCUCAAGUUCUUCUACGCGACGUCCCACUCCACCUACGUGUGCGUGCAGCUGCUGCAAACCCUAGGCUACGUGUUGUACCUGCUGCUGCUGCUCAUGUACCUGGUGCUGGUGUUCUCCACGGAGAGCGGCGUGGCCACCAAGCUGCUGGGGCUGGGCCAGACGCUGGUGGGCUUGGCCGUCGGCCUCCAUUACUACAUCACCGUCUUCCACAGAGCGGUGCUGCAUCAGCCGCCCAAGGCCAGCUGGAAGGUGCAUGCGCUCUACGCCGCCUCUUUCCUGCUCAUUUCUCUGCUCGGGAGGCUCGAUCGGAGGAAGAAGGCGUAUUUGGAAGAGGGUGGCCUCGAGGGCAAGAAGAGUUGAUUAAUUACUCCAUCUCCCAUCCCAUAUGAUUACUAUUAUUUCCCUUUUCUUAAUUAAUUAAGAAACUAAAAUGCUGCUCUUACUUAUUACAACAAUUGUAAUUUAUCUUGCUGCUUAUUUAAGAAACAACUACCAUUUGCUCAUCGAUCUUUUUUGGAUGUAUCAGAAAUUCAAUGCAAUUCAUGUUUCAACACAA